Messenger RNA from Schizophyllum commune H4-8, 819 nucleotides. RefSeq lists its product as uncharacterized. The transcript is spliced from 2 exons. NCBI's taxonomy places the organism in Eukaryota, Fungi, Basidiomycota, Agaricomycetes, Agaricales, Schizophyllaceae. The record is from RefSeq and is a predicted model, not a curated record. Bases 1 to 819 code for a protein of 272 amino acids.
AUGUCGAUCGCCCAUUGCCCCGAACUUCCCCUCGAUGUUAUGCACGAGAUCGUUGCGUUUGUCGACAGGUCUGCUCUUCCGGCAUGUGCGCUCGCAUCUCGGGGACUCCGAGUUCCCAGCCAGCGUCUCCUAUGGCGCGAUAUCCAAUUCGUCCCAUUAUCUCGAGCAGCCGAUGACAUACUUCACGUAGCUCACAAGUUCGGCACGUACACCCACUCGCUGUACGUGCGCGAAGAGCCGCAGAAAAGGACGGAUCGUACAUCAGUCUUCAUCCUCGAAGAAGCAGGAGACUCCCAGGCAGCAGCUAUCAUUGGCAUGAUGCCAAAUCUGCGCUGCCUGCUCAUACAACCAGACAUGAUGCGAAGUUUGCAGCCCUCUCUCGCUGAAGCAGUCAGUCGCGCGCUGCCUUCGCUGCAUACCCUGGACAUCUGGUUAUGCACAAAUCUACCGCCUUGGCAUUUGCUUGACCUAGCCGCUUUCACGGAUACCCAGAUAUCCGGUCGCAGGCCUCGGGUCAAGCUAAUGAGUCUCUCCCCCAAGGCGGCGCAUCGCUCCAGUUUCCCGGACGGACUUAUGCUGGAGCAUUACCUCUCGCCAGCCCUUUCUUUAAAUUUGACAUGCCUCUGUCGCCUGCGCCUCAGCGAUGCGGCCGACCCUACCAAAGAACCCCUUGAGCGGCUGUUCGAAGGUUGCCAGGAAACGUUGCGUCACUUCAAUACGACUUGGUUCCCACAAGACCCGCCACCUGGCCUUGCCCUGCUCGUCAACCUGGGAACUCUCGUCAUACGCGAUAUCCCGCCAGCUCACCAGCUCUCUUAA